GUCAGUGCGCACUGCUGCGGAUGGAGACAUGGAGCGGAGCCGUGCUCUGGUUUCACAUACUAACUUUUAGCAUUUAGAUCUGACACCGGAAUAGUGGAGUGAGGAGGGUUGCUCCUUUGAGCAGCAAUGGAGGAGGUGGAGGGUUCAUACCGGGUGCUGCAAACCCCAGGAACAAGGCUUGGAGCUCAGUUCAACGCAGGUAUCAGCACCUUGGAGCCCGGCCAGAGUCUCAGUGCCAACAUGGGCAGUGGGAACAAGAAUCACGGACGGGGACUACAAAUUCGUGUGCAGGGUCUGGAUGAUUCCCAGGAUUUCUUUGACAUGGACCCCAAAGCGCAUGGACAGGACCUCCUGAAUGAAGUUUUCCAGCGGGGCAACCUCAUAGAGAGUGAUUACUUUGGCCUGGAAUUUCAGAACAUGCAGAUGAACUGGGUUUGGCUGGAACCCACGAAGCUGAUUGUGAAACAAGUCAGAAGACCAGCCAACGCGCUAUUUAGACUGUCGGUGAAAUUCUUUCCUCCAGACCCAGGUCAGCUGCAGGAAGAGUACACCAGAUACUUGUUCUCCCUGCAAAUGAAAAGAGAUCUGAUGGAGGGCCGGUUGAUAUGCACAGAAAAUACUGGAGCCUUGCUCGCUUCUCACCUUGUCCAAUCUGAAAUCGGUGACUAUGAUGAUGCAGCUGACAGGGACUUCCUGAGGAUAAACAAGCUGUUGCCUUAUCAAGAAAAAGUCCAAGAGUCCAUCAUGGAGCUUCACCGCCGCCACCUGGGCCAGACUCCGGCUGAAUCAGAUUUCCAAAUUCUGGAAAUCGCUCGUAAACUGGAGAUGUAUGGUGUCCGUUUCCACCCGGCAGCCGACAGGGAGGGAACCAAAAUCAACUUGGCUGUCGCUCAUAUGGGCCUUCAGGUUUUUCAGGGUUUCACCAAAAUCAACACCUUUAACUGGUCAAAGAUUCGCAAGCUGAGCUUUAAGAGGAAGCGAUUCCUGAUCAAGCUUCAUCCAGAAGUUCAUGGCCCUCAUCAAGACACCCUUGAGUUCUUGAUGGGAAGUCGUGACCAGUGUAAAAUCUUUUGGAAGAUCUGUGUGGAGUAUCACUCCUUCUUCCGUUUGUUUGACCAACCCCAACCCAAAUCCAAAACCAUACUCUUCACGCGAGGGUCCUCCUUCAGAUACAGUGGAAGAACGCAGAAGCAACUUGUGGAGUAUGUCAGGGAAAACGGAGCCAAAAGAACUCCAUAUCAGAGGAGGAACAGUAAAAUCCGAAUGUCCUCCCGCUCCCUUGCCUCAGAUGUGCCAAAACUGAGCUUGUCAUUCAACGACAGCCUCAGGAUGAUGGGUUCCUUCACCUCGCCUCCAACGUCCUAUCGUCCUGUUCACGUCUCAAGCAUCAGCCCUCGAAAAGACUUCCAGAUUCCAUCCCAGCCUUUACCCUCAAUGAGCCCGUCGGCAGCUCCCCAGCAGCAGCUUCAGUCCCCACCCCAAGACAUGCGACCCCCCAGCCCACCGAAGGAAGACCCUGUCAAGGCAGUGUCCCCAACUAACUACACUAUUCAAGAUACAGCCGUGGACAGUCCUCAGCUCUCUCCCUUCAGCAACAAGGGUCCACUCUGUCUGUCCCCCUCCUUUCAGAUGUCCACACUGAGCCUCCCUGGCCACAGUCAGUCACCACUACAAAGCCCCAUCCUGACCGAGGUGGGCAGCAAUGCCCGGCUAGAGGAGGAGGAGGAUGGCAGAAGGAAGCGAUAUCCAACUGACAAAGCCUACUUCAUUGCCAAAGAGAUUUUGACGACUGAGAGAACGUACCUGAAAGACUUGGAAGUCAUCACAGUGUGGUUCCGUAGUGCUGUGAUCAAAGAGAACGCCAUGCCUGAAGGUCUGAUGAACCUUCUUUUCUCCAACAUUGACCCCAUCUAUGAGUUCCACCGAGGCUUCUUGAAGGAGCUGGAUCAGAGGCUGGCGCUCUGGGAGGGACGCUCGAAUGCUCAUGCCAAAGGAGACUACCAGAGGAUUGGUGACGUGAUGCUGAGGAACAUGACUGCUCUCAAGGUGAUUUCACUUGGAUUUGUCUUCCUCGGCCUCAGCUGCGUAAAUAACUUGAUGCGCUUCCUGCAGGACUUCACCACCUAUCUGCAGAAGCAUGAUGAGGUGUUGACAGAGCUGGAGAAAGCCAGCAAGAGGUUGAAGAAGCUGGAGACAGUCUACAAAGAGUUUGAACUGCAGAAGGUUUGCUACCUGCCCCUCAACACGUUCCUGCUCAAGCCCAUCCAGCGCCUCAUGCACUACAAACUCAUCUUGGAGCGACUGUGCAAACAUUAUUCACCAUCGCACCGCGACCUCAAUGACUGCAAGGGGGCCCUGAAGGAGGUGGCAGAGAUCGCCACGCAACUUCAGAGCAGUCUAAUCCGACUGGAGAAUUUCCAAAAGCUCACAGAGCUGCAGAGAGACCUGAUUGGAAUAGAAAAUCUAACGGCACCUGGCAGAGAGUUCAUACGAGAGGGCUGUCUUUAUAAACUGACGAAGAAGGGCCUGCAACAAAGAAUGUUCUUUCUGUUCUCAGAUAUGCUCCUGUACACAAGCAAAGGCGUUACAGCGACAAAUCAAUUCAAAGUGCAUGGACAGUUGCCCCUCCACGGCAUGAUUGUCGAGGAAAGUGAGAACGAGUGGUCUGUGCCUCACUGCUUCACCAUUUACUCCGCUCAGAGGACUAUCGUGGUGGCUGCGAGUUCCAAAGUGGAGAUGAGCAAAUGGAUCGAGGACCUCAACAUGGCCAUUGACAUGUCCAAGAAGUCUCAGGAGAAAUCCAGCAUCUUCCUGGACGCAGAUCUCGGAGAUCGCUCGAACCGCUCGUCUGACGAAAUGUCUCUGGAGCAGGAAUCGGAGGAUGACAUGAACUCCUCCCGUACUUCCCUGGAUAAGCAGACGCACCACCGUGCCAACACAACCAUGCAUGUGUGCUGGCACCGCAACACCAGCGUGUCUAUGUCUGAUCACAGCUUGGCUGUGGAGAAUCAGCUGUCCGGUUACUUGCUGAGGAAGUUUAAGAAUAGUAACGGCUGGCAGAAGCUCUGGGUGGUCUUCACAAACUUCUGCUUGUUCUUCUACAAGACCCACCAGGACGACUUCCCGUUGGCGAGCCUGCCGUUGCUGGGCUACACAGUCAGCACCCCAGAGGAGUCCGACAGCAUUCACAAAGAGUACGUCUUCAAGCUGCAGUUCAAGUCCCACGUUUACUUUUUCCGUGCUGAGAGUGAAUAUACCUUUGAGAGAUGGAUGGAGGUGAUCAAGAGUGCAGCCAGCACGACGGGCCGCAUGAGUCUGCUCAUACCAAAAGGAGGUCCCAUGGAGAUAAACGGAAACUGAGGACGUGAACAGUGUGUAUGAGGGGGCUGGGCCUCCCGUCCGAUGGAAAGACUGUCUGAAAUCAGAACCACACCGUUUGACUCACACUGCCAGUUGAACUGUCACACUAAUGCUGCGUUGUUUUGUUCUCUACUAUGAUGUAAAUGAUAAUGUGUGUGUCGCUAAGCAGGAUAUAGCAAAGCAAAUGUGUAUCUUACUGUCUGCUGGUUAGAACUCGUACAACUGAUGGGAAAAGGGACCAUUCCAUUUUUACAGCUCUAAUAUUGACUGAGAGGGUCUGAAGUAUGUGUAUGUCAGAGGAAGGAAACGGCAUGUGGGUGUUUUGUCGCAGAGAAGUGUGAGAUGGAGGGAACAUAAAGUCUAGAGGAAGUUUAGGGAGUCAAGUCAAUCGAGGUUUACGCUGCUGUCAGGAAACAAAAUGCACAAACAUAGGCUCUAGGUUAACUGCGUUGUAAUGACUAUUUAUUACAUUCAGAUAUUAGGCCCCUCAUGCCACCAGGCAGUCAGCUGACUCUUUGGCCAGUUAAAUAUGAAACAUCGUUUCUAUUAACUUUGUGAAUGGAGCGCUAUAACGGAGGGAAGUACAAAGCAGCGCCUAAUCCAGUAUUUAACUUCACCACCUCAUAGCUUGUACGUCCGUUUCUUAGGUCUGUCUGAGCUAGCAGACACCACUGACAUGCUGUCAACGUUAGCUGUGCUUGGUUGUCACUUUUAUAUGAAGACUGGAACCAAUCAUUCUGACACUCUGUUUGUGUUUGUUGCAGUUAGUCCUAUUUAUUGUGUUACACAUAGUCAGCCACUAUCCUGAUCUUCAUCAACUAGUCAUUAUGUUAUUCCAUUAAAGUGCAAAUAAACCUACAAAGUGUUUGUAUCGAACAUUUUGAAAA
Synchiropus splendidus (mandarinfish) is the source of this 4247-nucleotide messenger RNA. It is a transcript of the gene farp2, whose product is annotated as FERM, RhoGEF and pleckstrin domain protein 2. The transcript is spliced from 26 exons. Bases 127 to 3360 code for a protein of 1077 amino acids. The record is from RefSeq and is a predicted model, not a curated record. Gene Ontology annotation, cellular component: cytoskeleton. Gene Ontology annotation, molecular function: cytoskeletal protein binding; guanyl-nucleotide exchange factor activity. NCBI's taxonomy places the organism in Eukaryota, Metazoa, Chordata, Actinopteri, Syngnathiformes, Callionymidae.